AUGGAAACUUUUAGUAAGUCGUCGGUAGUUGUGGCUGUGGUGGUGGUGGCGGCGACGACAUGGCUAUGGCGGAUGAUGAACUGGCUUUGGUUCAAACCCAAGCGGCUGGAGAACCGCCUGAGAAACCAAGGCUUCGACGGCCGGCCGUAUCGGUUUCUCAAGGGAGAUAUGAAGGAAGCAGUUGAGAUGCUGAAAGAAGCCAAAUCGAGGCAGAUGGACAUCACCGACGAUGCUGCCCUUCGUGUCUUCCCUUUCCCUUACCACACCAUCAACAACUAUGGAAAGAAAUCGUUCACAUGGUUCGGACCGGUGCCAAGGGUGCACCUCAUGAACCCUGAACACAUUAAAGAAGUGCUCACAAAAGUUUACGAGUAUCCAAAGGCGAGGGGUCCCAACCCAUUGACGAGUCUGUUAGCUAGGGGAGUUGCAAGCUACAACGGCGAUAAAUGGGCACAACACAGAAAGAUUCUCAACCCUGCGUUUCAUCAGGAGAAGUUGAAGUUGAUGGUGCCAGUAUUCCAUAGAAGCUGCAAAGAGAUGGUUGAUGAGUGGGAGAAGGUGGUGAAAUCUGAAGGAAUCACCUCUUGUGAAUUGGAUGUGUGGCCUUAUUUACAGAAUAUGACUUGUGAUGUAAUUUCCAAAACAGCAUUUGGAAGCAGUUAUAAAGAAGGGUCGAGAAUUUUCGAAUUGAUUAGAGAAAUGGGCACUCUUAUUGUACAGAUUGCUCGACAAAUCUAUAUACCAGGAUGGAGGUUUGUACCAACCAAGGUAAACACUAGAAUGAAACUAGUGCACAAGGAGAUUCAAGAAUCAAUGGAGGGGAUCAUCAACAAGAGACAGAAAGCAAUGAGAAUGGGCGACGACGCUGUCUCCAACAACGACUUGCUCGGUCUGCUGUUGGAAUCAAACAACAAAGACGGGUAUAUGACAAUAGAGGAAGUGAUCGAGGAAUGCAAGUUGUUCUAUUUCGCCGGGCAAGAGACUACCUCCACAUUGCUGGCUUGGACAAUGAUCCUUCUGAGCAAGUACCCCGCAUGGCAAGAACGUGCAAGACAGGAGGUCUUGCACGUUUUAGGCACCGAUCUUAACAUUGACUUCACCGCCCUCGACUCGAGCAGUCUCAGCCAGCUUAAGACCAUGACCAUGAUCAUAUACGAGGUCCUCCGACUGUAUCCCCCGGCAACACAGUUGAUUCGUGUUGUCGAGAGAGAUACAAAGCUGGGUGAUUUCGUUCUGCCCGCGGGAACUCAGAUGGCCCUACCGGCGAUCCUCAUCCACAAGGACCCCGAGAUCUGGGGGGACGACGCGGGGGAGUUCAACCCAGAGAGAUUUGCCGACGGGAUUUCCAAGGCGACGAAGAACCACAAUCAACAGGGUGCUUACUUCCCCUUUGGAUGGGGUCCUCGGAUUUGCAUUGGCCAGAGUUUUGCUAUGAUGGAGGCUAAGAUGGCUUUGGCAAUCAUACUGAAGAGGUUUUCCUUCGAGCUUGCGUCGUCAUAUGUCCAUGCUCCUUCCACAGAGGCCCUUACGCUCCAGCCACAGUUUGGUGCUCGACUCAUCCUUCAUAAGCUUUGA
Linum trigynum is the source of this 1575-nucleotide messenger RNA. Lineage: Eukaryota; Viridiplantae; Streptophyta; Magnoliopsida; Malpighiales; Linaceae. The record is from the annotation of a GenBank genome assembly.